UUCAUAAAACAGAAAAAGAAUAGUGAAAAUUCUAAUUUUGUACGUUUGUGCGUCGUUUUUGCUAUGGAAAACAAUAAAUUAAUCAUAUUGAACUUACAAUAAACGUUGUAAUUAUUCAUUCUAAUUAAAAUACGGUGCUAGAUAUAUAUUUAGUGCAACAAAAAUAUUCUGCUAGCACUCACGAGCAGUUUGGCGUGGCUAUAUAAUGGACGCUGAGACGGCAUUGGAGGGAACGGCGCCAUUUGAUUAUAGGCUGGUUUGCAGAACGUGCCUUGCUUCGGAUGCAGAAUUUUAUAAACUUGACUCACCAAUAUUUGUCGAGAAUCAGGAUAGUGAUGAAAAGCCUGCCAGCUUUAUGGAUUGUUUGCGUUAUUGCACACGUUUUAGUGAUUACGAUGAUAGUGAAAAAUUACAAUACCCAAUAUACAUUUGCACGGAAUGUAGUGCAGCGCUGCAAGUGUCUUAUAGUUUCAUAAAGAACGCACUUGAGGCGCAUGAAAUAUUGCGACAGAAAUUAAGUGAAUAUACCGACAUUCAGCCGAAAAAUCUAAAAAUAUUGCGCAAAAAUGGUUUGGUUGAGGAAAUUGGACGCGGUUGCGCGGGGACGCAAGAUGGCGUGGAUACAGACGUGCCAAAAAUGCGUUUUCGGUGCAAAAUUUGCAAUGAGAAAGUUGAGACAAAAAGAGCUUUGAAAGAACACAUAAAAUUGCAUUUAGAUAUAAUUUCCUAUUGCUGUCAGUUGUGCAAUUUCGAGUGCAAGAAACGAACACUGCUAUUUGAUCAUUAUAAAUUGGCACACCAUACGCAACCUACAAAGGAGCAACUAAAACCCAAAACAAUGCAACCUAAUCAGGCGCCUAUUAAGAGAGAAGAAGAAAUCGAUUUUGAAGAUUCCAUUGCUAAAGAAAUGGAAAAAAUUCACAACAAUCAAGUUAACGCAGAGUAUUUACAUGAUACACAGAAUGAGAUACAAAACCAACAACAACCACAAGACAUAAAUAUGAAAUUAUUUCUAACGCCGACCAGUAGUAAUGCCUCAGCCGCUGCAGCAUAUGUCGAAGCAGCUACAGCGGCAACUGCUACAGAUGGUUCUACUGAAACGAUCACAGUGAAAACGGAGCACAGUGCUAGCAUAUCAACGAAUCUGCAGCAAUAUGGCACGGAAGAAUUUAAUAUUGCUGCAAAUGAAUUGAGCGUCGGUAAUGAGUUCAUUGUUAUGGCCGAUGGAACGGUAGAGGAAGUGAUGGGCAAUGGUGUCGUCAUCGAAUACAUUAAUGCGGCAGAUGAUGGUGUAACAUUAGAAAAUGGAUUGGUAAUGGAUAAUAUUAUGCAAGUACAACAAACAGGUGAUAUGGAUCAAACCGUGACAAUGGAUAUGGAUGUGGAUGACAUGAUUAUCGAGGAAUGUAUAGGUAGUGAGAUAACUGCACACAAUAUGUCAUCUAUAACUAUGGCGCCGGAGACUACAGUGCAAACGUUACAAAAUAUAGAAGAUGAAUUGCCGCCGCCCGCGAUUAUUUCAGCAGCAAAUGUACUUACCGCUAAGCGUAUUAAGUGCAAAAUUUGUGCUAGUAAUUUUCAGACACAAGAUCAACUUAAAACACAUAUGCUUACACACAAUGAAAUACCACAUUUCUUUUGUGAUCAAUGCGCAUUUUACACUUUCUUUAAAAUUGAUUUGACACAACAUUACAAAACCAAGCAUAAAUUGCAGCCCACACAAAAGCAAUUACAGCCGAAGAAUAAAGUCAAAUCACACGACCAGCCGGGCGAUAUGAAGCAUGUAUAUGCUUGCGAUUUGUGUCUGUUUGAAACACGCAUAAAGGCACAUUUACGACGUCACUAUUUGAGUCAGCAUCAAGAGGAGGCAACUGAAGUGCAAUUGAGACCAACAAUCGACGAAUCUGUUGCAUUAACACAACCGGAGGUCACACCGUCAGAUUCGCCACCCAAACAACGUGGAAAAGUUUUACGUCCCGACUAUCCCAAAGGUUUAAAUUGCAAAAAAUGUUCAAAAAUAUUUUACUGGCGUGAAAAACUUAAGGAUCAUUAUCGACAACAUGGCUUGGAAGAGAGCAAUGGCAUAGAUGUAGCUGUCAACGAUACAAUGGUGUCCGAUAUAGUAGUGGAUAACGCCGCGCCGGGUACAAGUUUGCUAAAACAAAAUACAUUUCAAUAUCAAUUGCCGCCAGCACAUGAUGGAAAUAAUGUGAAUAUCAUGCUCAAUACAAAUAUCGGACAUAAUCACUACAACAGCAAUGCAGCAACUGCCGAUCCGAGUGUUAUAGAUGCACAGGCAAUUGUCGAUGCUGCGGUAGCGGAGGCACAAGCUGCUGGCAUGCAGCUUAAUAUGCAAAUGAAUGCACCGGCACCAGAUAUUAUAAUGGAUAUACCAGUCGCAACAACAAUUACUAAUACAGCGGUAGCCAUAGACACAACAGUGGGUGUCAAUCAUGUCCACGACAUUCAACAUCAACAACAGCAGCAGCAGCAUCUUCAGCAGCAUCAGCAGCAACAGCACCACCACCAGUCAGUAGCAGUAAUGGCAGGUUAUGCGUGUCAACAAAUACCAUCGGAUGCCAUACCACAAGUUGUUGAAACCGAAACAACAAUUGAUAAUAGCGAAUUGGAUUUUGUUUUUAACGAUGCGCUCUUUGAAGAAUUCGAAGAAGAUGAAAAUGAGGAUGAGGAGAAUGAAGAAGAUGCUGGCACAGAUUUUCAAGAUUUACUGCUUACCAGUGAUGAUGAUUUCGAUGAUAUGUUAGAGGAUGAACAGCAGAAACAGCGUGAAUUUGACGGGGAGAUUCCUGCAACGCCGAACACAAGCACUUAUCAACCGUAUUGUGUACACUGUAAUAGGAAAUUUUUCAGUCAAUAUCAUUUUGAAAAUCAUAUGUUCGUGCAUCGUGGUUUGGCACCCUAUCGCUGUGAGAUGUGUACAAAUUUAUAUAAUACAAAGCGUGCAUUAAUACGUCACUAUCGCGCUGUUCAUAAGAAAAUUCCAACAAGAGAUAUGAUACAAGCCAAGGGUGAUAAAGUUGUUGUAGAUCAUACGCCGAUUGCACAUUUAAAUCUGAUCGAAAAAAAAGCAGUCACAUUAAUGUGUGCUAAAUGUCCGUUCGAAUCGGUCGAUCUAACCGUUAUGCAGAUACAUUUAAACACCAUGCAUGGCUUAGUCGAUGAAAAUUUCAUCUUACAAAAAUUGCCAUUUGAGUGUCCGCGCUGCAUCCGAUCAUGCGCAACGCGUGCGCGUCUCAUACGACAUUUGGAACGUAGUCAUUCGGUGGCGACUAUAAUACAACAACACCGUAUUACAAAUAAUCUUAUGCGUAAUCAGUUGCAACAGCAGCAAACAGCACAACAGCAACAACAACUGGAAAACCAACCGUUUAUAGCAAUUAAAGAUACAGCUACCGCAACGACAACAACAAUAGCAGCUGCGACGACACAUCCAUCCGCAUCCACAAUAGCAGUAACAACAUUCUCGCCAGCAGCGCCGACGAGUUCAAGUUGCGGCCAAGGCAUAAAUAUGCAAUCAUAUCAAUUCAACUACAACAACAAGAACAACAACGAUGAAGAUGAUGAUGAUGAUGAUGAUGAUGAUGAUGAUGCUGAUGCUGAUGUUGAUGCUGAUGCUGAUGCUGAUACUGAUGUUGAUAAUGCUGUUGGUGUGGAUGUUGUGGGUGGUGAUGCUGCUUGCAUUCAAGACGUUAAUAUUAACAAUAACAACAACAACACUCUCGACAAUCAUAUGCAGCAUACAGUAGCGGCCGCCAUUGAAAUUUCACCGCUCUCCAAAUUAAUCGCCGACAUGGAGCAUGAUGAGCAAUCACAAGCAGACGAUUCAAUUGUCGCUACAACAAUGUUUACCCAUACAAGUGCAAAUACACUGUUGAGAAAAAAAGUUCAAUGUAGUAAAAUGCCACCAGCAAUAACAGCAGCAAAUAUGCCACGAAUAAGAAGGAAAAGUAUGUCAAAUGUAGUAAAUACCUUAAUCACCGCCAAUACGUACAAUCAAUUGAAUGAAAACAACGAAUUAUUCGAUGAAUAUGCCUGCGGCAUGUGUUCACAAAGUUGGCGUACCGCUGCUGAGCUGCACGCACACGAAUGCAUACGUUUAGCGGGUAGCCUAGGUAGCGGUAAUAAGGAGGCUCUUGAGGAGUAUGCCACAACCACCAGCGCAGAAGAGAAAUGUUCAAAUCGAAAGGGCUUAGAAAAUGUUGGUCUUAUAACAUCUGAACGUUCGUUGUAUCUCUUUAAAUGUGAUAUUUGUCAUUGCAAUUACAAAUCCAGUGAAUUACUAAAACAUCACAUGAAACGACAUACGGCGCGCAUUUUUCGCUGCAGCCACUGCCCGAAGACUUAUAUCAAUCGGAGUGAGUUGAAAUUCCAUCAACUCAGCCACACCGGCGAGAAGCCGCAUAAGUGUAAAAUGUGUCCGAAACAAUUUCGUUAUCCACACCACUUGAAACGGCAUUGUGAUGUCGUGCAUUUGGGUAAACGUGCACGCUGUCCCGUGGUUGGUUGUGGGCGUACAUUUACAACGCAAGCACAAUUAAAGAUACACGGUUGGAUUCAUGAUGGAAAUGAGCCGUACCGCUGCAAGUACUGUAGGCAGUCGUUCAAGAAGCGCGAGUCCUUACGCAAGCAUACGCGUCGUGUGCAUCAUUUCGAUCUAACCGAACAGGAAAUCGCCGACAUUUAUCGUCAAAAUGUUGGUCACACAAAUCCACAUGACUUUACGGUGUCUCUCUCAAAUGGACGCAUGCUUCGACGUUCAGAUUUUGAACAAGUCGCCGAACACCAACACGCACUGGAUGACGAUUUACCUACAGUAUCUGUAUCAGCGUCCGAAGCAGCAACCGUCGGUGAAGUCGUCAAGACAGAAAUCGAUAUAGACAGUAGUCUAUCGCCGCUACUCGCAUCCAAUAGUCAUAAAAAUAUCCAUAUACAACAACUUGUGUUGGGAGUCGAAGAGGAGGAUGAAACCGCUGUAUCGCAUAUUUCUCAAACUAGCAAUUCAAUGUCGACGCAUGAGGAAACAAUACAUACAUACAUGUUGCCCGGCAUGGAGGAGCAUGGCCAAUUGCCACAUUUUAAGUUGGAGAAUUCUGGUUCAUUUUGAGUAUGCCAAUGAGACGCUCAGCUCAGCAUAUAUAAUGUUUUGCGAAAGCAUAUACAAACAAUUAUAUGUAUUACAUAAUUGAUAUGCAACUGUAAAUGGUUUGUAAAUAAGAUGAUCACCACCACCACCACCACCACCAUCUUCAACACUACUACAUAUUUCAUAGAAUUUUAGUUUUUAUAUUUUUAUUUAUACAUACAUAUAUACAUAUUAUUAUUAAAAAAAGCCCUACCAAAAUAUAUACAUAUAUAUGUAGGAUACAUGUAUAAAUGCGUACAUUUUUAUGUGUAGAUGCAUAGCAAGGCCAACCUCAACACAUAAAUAAAUCAAUUGUUUCAAUAAUUAAUGUACGUCUCGAAGCAAUUAAAUAAUAAUUCAUUAUAAAGUAUUUAACACUUAUGAAGAAAAAUGGACUUUUUAAAAGAAAAGUAAAACCGUAAGUUAAGUUAUAUGUUUAUGAAGUUGUCACUUGUGCAUAUGUGUAUACUUACAUACAUACAUGCAAACAUACUUUAAUUCAUACAUUAUAGUCUAUUUGCUAUUGUAGAUAUUUAAAAUAAUUAAAAUUAAUGUAAAUUAAUAAUAUAAAAAUACAUACAAAUGUGCU
Molecule: messenger RNA, 5732 nt
Organism: Ceratitis capitata (Mediterranean fruit fly)
Lineage: Eukaryota; Metazoa; Arthropoda; Insecta; Diptera; Tephritidae
Exons: 14
Coding region: 206-5125 (1639 amino acids)
Biological process (GO): regulation of transcription by RNA polymerase II
Cellular component (GO): nucleus; chromosome
Molecular function (GO): chromatin insulator sequence binding; zinc ion binding
Source: RefSeq, a predicted model, not a curated record